UCACUCGCCGGUCUAAAAUAGAAUUACUCUAAAUCAAAUAUGUAAGAUUUAAACUAAUAAGAAUGGAGACGUGUACUUUUUAACUGAACAGGAAAGGAUAUUAGUAAUUAUAAAUUUGAAUCAAAAAUAAUAAACAUAGGGUUGAGCAAUAUGUAAUGAAGUUGACAAACAAACACGUGGCAGUCGGUAAAGCUAAGACUAAGGACCCACCAUACAGCAGCACCACCACCACCCCCCCACCCCUUAGUGCUCUUCACGUCUGCAAAUUUUUAAAAUGUUGCUGUCUCUUUCUUUCUCUCCACCGGCAUUUCGAAGAUUUCAUAACUACGUAAUCAUCCCUCAUCCCCCCCAAAAAAAGGGGAAAAAGAACCCUUAAAAGGAAGCAUCAGUGGCAGACAGAGAGAUGACAAUAGUUAGUUAAUAGUUACAGUUUUCACUGAGACAAAAGAAACCAAGACAGAAAGACAUUUUAUAUAAAUCAUGAAACGAAAUGAGUUUUUUUUUUUUUUUUUUUUGCAAAUAUGAAAACUGAAACUACAGGUUGUCAAAUCUUUAAAAAUCUUAGGUCUCUCGCAUUUUUAGGACUUAAGGGGUUUUUUUGUUUGUUUUAAUGAUAUUAUCAAUUCAUUAUUUAUUUAUGUCUAUUUUUAGAUUUUCCAUUGUUACCAACCCUCUGUUUCUUGCAAAUUUGUAGUGUCUUCUUUAACUAUGCAACAAAAUAAUAUUUGAUUUUCUUUUUUCUUAAAAAAUUUAUUUGGAAAUCAUAAAAGACACACCUGUAACCCAGAAAGGCCGGCCAGAAUUCCUGCAUAAGAUAUUGGAUAUUAUUUUAUUUUUUAAUUUUUUUUAAAAUUUUUCUGUUAUUAUUAUUUGUAAAAUUCUUUCUUGAAAAAAAAAAAAAUAAAAAGAAAAGAAAAAAUUAAAAUAUAAUCUUUAUGUUCAAUGCUUGGAUUCUGGUCUGGGUUUUGAUUUUCUUGUCUUUGUCUUGAUUGCUAACACUAUUACCAUAUAAUUAUUAUUAUUAUUUUUUUACAUUCACUUUCCUUUCUGGUGCCAUUGUUCUUGAAUUGAAUUCAAUUCUUGUGUCUUGAUUGAUUUCUUUCCCUUCUUGAUUUUCAAGAUUGAGGUUCUGUUUUGCUAGCUGGGUUUCAUUUCCUAACAAGGUCCAUAUCUAUUUAAGAAGAGAACAUCUUGGUUUCAGGAAAUCAUUUUGAAAGAUAGUUGUGAUAAUGCUCCAAUGAUUUAGGAGAUGAUACAAUUGGGUUCCCAGCAUAAAUGUGGGGAAACCCUUUUGGUUGAUGAUAUUGGUGUUGAAAUGUAUUGAGGUAUUCUUGUUUGGCAACACGGAUUUUGGGGUGAGAUUAUGGGCUGCAUCUGCUCCAAAGGAGCUGCAGAUGAAGAAGUACAUGAUAAUGAAAAUGAGAGACAGAAAGAGAAUGAAUUUGACAAAUCAUCGGUACAAUUGGUUGCUCCAGUUCACUCCAAGAAAGGGGAUGAUUUUGUAGUAGAUCACGGGAGGAAAGAUGGUUCUGGACGUAAUGUUUCAAAGGCAAAUGCAGGGGCUGCUAUUGUUCCAUUGGAUGGUGGAGAAAAGAAUGCUCACUUUGUUGAUGCAUCUUCCAGAGGCCGUCAUCAUCAGAGACGGGCAACAAUGGAUUUGGGGUCUAGUGGAAGUCAGCAGCAUCAUGGGUUUAGGCUAACUGCCCUGCCUCUUGCUGCUGAAAAUGAGCUUAUCAUUGCAGGAUGGCCACAAUGGUUAACCUCAGCUGCUGGUGAAGCCAUCAAAGGUUCGGUGCCUCUGCGAGCAGAUUCAUAUGAGAAACUAGAAAAGAUUGGACAAGGAACUUAUAGCAGUGUGUAUAAGGCUCGUGAGCUUGACACUGGGAAAAUUGUUGCAAUGAAGAAGGUUCGCUUUAUGAAUAUGGAUCCGGAAAGCGUCCGAUUUAUGGCUAGAGAAAUCCACAUUUUGCGUAAACUUGACCAUCCAAAUGUUAUGAAGCUUGAAGGUAUAGUCACUUCGAGGAUGUCUGGGAGCUUGUACCUUGUCUUCCAGUAUAUGGAGCAUGACCUUGCUGGGCUUGCAGCAAAACCUGGCAUUAAAUUUAGCGAAUCUCAGAUUAAAUGUUACAUGCAACAACUUCUUCAUGGGCUUGAACACUGCCAUAGUCGGGGUGUAUUACACCGAGACAUCAAAGGUUCAAAUCUACUUAUUGAUGAUAAAGGAGUACUCAAGAUUGGAGACUUUGGCCUAGCAACACUUUACCAGCCUGAUCAAAAUCAAGCAUUAACAAGCCGUGUUGUAACUCUCUGGUAUAGGGCACCUGAGCUCUUACUUGGAGCUACAGAAUAUGGAGUUGCUAUAGAUAUGUGGAGUGUUGGUUGCAUUCUUGCUGAAUUAUUUGCAGGGAAGCCUAUUAUGCCAGGAAGAACAGAGGUAGAGCAAAUGCAUAAGAUUUUUAAGCUUUGUGGUUCACCCUCUGAAGACUAUUGGCAAAAAACAAAACUGCCCCAUGCAACAAGUUUCAAACCUCAACUGUCUUACAAACGUUGUGUUGCGGAAACAUUCAAAAACAUCCCUCCUUCAGCUUUGUCCCUUGUUGAUAAGCUACUCUCAAUGGAACCAGAAGCUCGGGGAUCAGCAACUUCAGCUCUGAGCAGCGAGUUCUUCAAUAGAGAGCCCUUCCCUUGCGAUCCAUCAUGUCUACCAAAAUAUCCUCCAUCUAAGGAGCUUGAUGCAAAGGUUCGAGAAGAAGAAGCAAGAAGGAAAAGAGAAGAGGCAGGAAAAGUACGUGGAGCUGAAUCUGUUAGAAGAGGUUCAAGAGACCUUAAGGCAGAGUCACCAGAAUUCAUUCCUCAGGGACAGACAAAAACCACAAGCACAAGUUAUAAAUAUGAUAUCCAGGAGGAUGGUGGUUCUGGUUUCCGAAUUGAACCUCCCAGAGGAGCUAAACAUCUUGUUAUCUCUCAGUGUAGUUCCAUGAUUCACCCUUGUGCAGUACAAUCUUCAAUAAAUAAGAAUGUAGGCUCUUCAAGACAUAAUAAUAUGGAAUCAAGGACAGAGAAAUCUCACAAACCUCAGGCUGCCAUAGACGUCUCUAUCUCCUCUAUCAAGAAGGAUGAAAGAGUGCAUGCCAAAGAUAACAACUUGGGGUAUGUUCGCAGGAAAAACAGGAUCAACUACUCAGGACCAUUGCUGCCUCCAGGGGGAAACAUUGAGGAAAUACUCAAAGAACAUGAGAGACAAAUCCAACAUGCUGUCCGCAAAGCACGACUUGAGAAGUCAGGCACCAAAAGUAACCUUGAUGGUUAGAGUCAGCUGCAUUAUCAUGGAGUGGGUAAUUGUCAAAUGUUCAGACUCUGCCACCUUGCAAGGAAUGAUCCUUGUGGUGUCACAUUUCCUCACCUGCAGAACCAAUUGCAGAUCAGCAGUACAGAAAGCUUAAUCCUACUUGCGACCGUUACGAGGGAGACAUAACAUGCAUUGCUGGCUAUGACUAAGAUAUAGCUGAUUGUACUCGAGUUCAGAAUGUGAGAAAUUCUUUUGCAGUGAACUUCUUUUCUUCUUUUCUCUGAGAAUAGAAAACGGAGUGGGGAAUUUCUUUUUGUUAGGACACCUGAAUGGUGGGGAAUUUGCUCUGUACAGUGGAUAGGGCCUGUCGGGUAGUGGCUACUGCAUAUCAUACAUUGUAAAGUGUAAAAUUGCUUCUUUUUCUUGUCAGUCGGUGUAUUUCAAAGAUGGGAACAACUGAUUCUCAAUGUGCAUAUUCUGGUUCGAGUCAAUGAGUAUAGUUUGAAGCAUCCUAACUUAGUAAAGAUGUGGGAACUAAUGAGAUCACAUAUUAGUAGGAAUCGUCAAUGGAUUAUCAAGAUGAUAUUGAUCUUUGGAUCAUUAGAUUACUAAUUCUGGAUUAAAUACAUGCAGUCUGUGAGGCACAGGCACACAGGCCUGUAAUGGGCUUGCAAUGAAGAGUUUGGUAA
Molecule: messenger RNA, 3978 nt
Organism: Ricinus communis (castor bean)
Lineage: Eukaryota; Viridiplantae; Streptophyta; Magnoliopsida; Malpighiales; Euphorbiaceae
Product: probable serine/threonine-protein kinase At1g09600
Exons: 7
Coding region: 1364-3310 (648 amino acids)
Biological process (GO): positive regulation of transcription elongation by RNA polymerase II; protein phosphorylation
Cellular component (GO): nucleus; cyclin-dependent protein kinase holoenzyme complex
Molecular function (GO): ATP binding; RNA polymerase II CTD heptapeptide repeat kinase activity; cyclin-dependent protein serine/threonine kinase activity
Source: RefSeq, a predicted model, not a curated record